This is a messenger RNA of Cotesia glomerata, 1557 nucleotides long. It is a transcript of the gene RanBP3, whose product is annotated as ran-binding protein 3. Gene Ontology annotation, biological process: protein export from nucleus. The transcript has 5 exons. The coding region runs from base 345 to 1481 and encodes 378 amino acids. Lineage: Eukaryota; Metazoa; Arthropoda; Insecta; Hymenoptera; Braconidae. Gene Ontology annotation, molecular function: GTPase activator activity. The record is from RefSeq and is a predicted model, not a curated record. Gene Ontology annotation, cellular component: nuclear pore; cytoplasm.
GUAAAACCCAUCUUAAGUUCCGCAGGUUAUUUUUUUUUUGCUCUUGUCCGCACGACAACACGACCUAUGAAAAAUUGAGGCAUAACUAGAAAACUCUAAAGAAAGAUUUUACUGCAGUGAGUUGAUAUAAUUUUUGGCACAUCUUAAUAUUUUAAUAAGCUUGUAAUUAUCGGUGAUUAAUUUUUACAUAAUUUUGGGUGUAUGCAUCAACAGAUCAGAAAAUCAGAUUCACGUCAACAUGCUAUUAACGUGAAGUAGCCGUUGAGACAUUAUAUAGGUAGUGACAUUCAUCUAUAGUAGUUGUAAGUGUUCCGUCGUAUAAUAUCAUUGUAGGCUUUUGAAAUAUGGCGGACUGUGAGGACAGUACAGAUGACAAUUGCCGACCUCAAGAAACACUUGUAAUGAAAUUAAAUACUCCUGCUGAAUCUAACAAAAAUUCUUCCUAUGGUCCUAUUUUAGUACAAUCAAAAUUUGGUAAUUCUCCAUGUAAUGAAUCCAAUCAGUCAUUAUCGAACUUCGGUGGUUUAAAGCCAUCAAUACUAAGACCAUCCCAAUUAAGUACGAUCACUAUUACACCUGGACCAUCAACAAAGUCGUCCUCAGAUUCUCAGCAGAGUCAAAGUUCUCCUACAAAAAUCUCAGAAAAGGCAGUAUUAGAAAAAGAUAAUUCUACAGAUAAAAAUGGUAAAAGUGCAGAUGAACAAGUUGAUAUAGAACAUAGUAAUACUGAAAAUAGUAAAAAAGAGAGUGCUAAAGUUGCAGCGCCCAAAUUUUUGCCUCUUGCUACUAAUAAUCCUAAAGAAAACAAUUCUAUCUGUAAUACUAUAGGAACAGUAAACAAUUUAACAACGAGUUUUGUUUUUGGUCAAAAUAUUAAAGAUCGCGUGACAGUAGGAAAAAAUAACGAUAGUUCUGAAGUUGAAAGUAAAAAAUGUACAAAAGAAGAUUCAAUCAAAGCGAAUAAAUCUUCGGAAUUACUCUUUUCCAAUGCUGCUACUGUUUGUGGUAGUACCACCAAAUCUGGAUUAACAUUAUCACAAGCUGCACAUGAAGUAGAAGAAGCUAAUCGAGCUAGUAAGAGAAAAUACAAUCAAGUUAUACUAUUAACAGGUGAAGAGGAAGAAGUUAAUAUUCUUCAAAUCAAUUGCAAACUUUUUACGUUCGAUAAAGGGACAGGUGGUUGGAAAGAAAGAGGACGAGGCAUUCUUAGACUUAAUGAUCGAGAUGAAGAAUCGCGACUUGUUGGACGUGCGACUGGUACUCAAAGACUUAUUCUUAAUACCAAAAUUUGGCCAGAAAUGACUGCUGAGCGUGCUGGACCCAAAUCCCUUAGAUUAACUGCUAUGGACAUUCAUGGUGAUAUAAGAAUUUUUGUAGUCCAAGCGGCACCUGCAGAAGUUGAUCAGCUCUAUAAUCUACUUUUACAACGACUUGAACGUGCCAAAGAAAAUCAACCGAAAAAAUUUGCUGCUGAUCAUUGACGAUUACCUAGAUAGAACUUAAAUCUGAAAAUAUCACAAUGAUUAAUUUCUAAAAUAUAAUUGCUGAAAAGUUAAA